AUGGACGAAAAUAGAAACAAGCUAACCAAAAGAGCUAGAACGGAACUUGAACGCUGGAAUCCAGAUAACAUCAAAGACAGGCUCAGAGUGGCUCGUAUUGGGAUGAAGUUAUACCAAGAGUAUUACGACGUAUACGAUACGGCUACUAUCGUGAAAGUGAUUAUCAGCAGAGCCAGUGGUGACAAAAUGGCUAUCAAUGAGGCGUGA
This is a messenger RNA of Saccharomycopsis crataegensis, 207 nucleotides long. RefSeq lists its product as uncharacterized. The coding region runs from base 1 to 207 and encodes 68 amino acids. NCBI's taxonomy places the organism in Eukaryota, Fungi, Ascomycota, Saccharomycetes, Ascoideales, Saccharomycopsidaceae. The transcript has a single exon. The record is from RefSeq and is a predicted model, not a curated record.